GGCGACUGGGGGAGGGGGGUGACGAGCCCCGGCUCAGCACCUCGGAGAGCUCCCUCCCCGGCCUUGUUUUGCUCCGGAAUCGCUGCUGGGGGAGGGAGCGAAGGGGCUGGCCCUAGGUGUGGAGGCCGAGGGAUGGCAGUGAAGAGGACGAAGGGCCCCCGGGGGCAGAGGGCCCAGGCGUGAUCCUGCGAGGGGGGCCGGGGCGCCGGGUGGGGUGGGGGGCAGCGGGCGGCGGCAGUAGUGGCCGCACAUCUGGAUGGAAGCGAGCUUUGUCCAGACCACCAUGGCUCUGGGGCUGCCCUCCAAGAAAGCAUCUUCCCGCAACGUGAUCGUGGAGCGCAGGAACCUGAUCACCGUGUGCAGGUUCUCUGUGAAAACCUUGCUAGAGAAGUACACAGCAGAACCCAUCGAUGAUUCAUCCGAGGAGUUUGUUAACUUCGCAGCCAUUUUAGAGCAGAUCCUCAGCCACCGAUUUAAAGCUUGUGCCCCAGCAGGUCCAGUGAGCUGGUUCAGCUCAGAUGGGCAACGGGGCUUCUGGGACUAUAUCCGGCUGGCCUGCAGCAAAGUGCCCAACAACUGCGUAAGCAGCAUCGAGAACAUGGAGAACAUCAGCACAGCUCGAGCCAAGGGCCGGGCGUGGAUCCGGGUGGCUCUGAUGGAGAAGCGUAUGUCAGAAUACAUCACUACAGCUCUGCGGGACAACCGAACUACCAGACGGUUCUAUGACUCCGGAGCCAUCAUGCUGCGAGAGGAAGCCACUGUCCUCACAGGGAUGCUGAUCGGACUCAGCGCCAUCGACUUCAGCUUCUGUCUAAAGGGCGAAGUUCUGGACGGGAAGACGCCGGUGGUCAUCGAUUACACACCCUACCUAAAAUUCACCCAAAGCUACGACUACCUGACGGAUGAGGAGGAGAGGCACAGUGCAGAGAGCAGCACCAGCGAGGACAACUCACCAGAACACCCCUACCUGCCUCUCGUCACCGAUGAAGACAGUUGGUACAACAAGUGGCACAAGAUGGAACAGAAGUUUCGCAUUGUCUACGCACAGAAGGGAUACCUGGAGGAGCUGGUGCGUCUGCGCGAGUCGCAGCUGAAGGACCUGGAGGCGGAGAACCGGCGGCUGCAGCUGCAGCUGGAGGAGGCAGCGGCACAAAAUCAGCGUGAGAAGCGGGAGCUAGAAGGAGUGAUCCUGGAGCUGCAGGAGCAGCUGCCUGAUCCCCCUCCCCCUCCCAGGACAGGUCUGAUCCCCGGUGACCAUGCCCCCCUGGCCCAGGGUUCCAAGGAGCUCACCACAGCCCUGGUCAACCAGUGGCCCUCCCUGAGCACACUCAGUAGACCGGAGGGUGCCAGCAACUCCAAGCUAUUUCGGAGACACAGCUUCAUGAGUACGGAGCCACUGUCUGCAGAGGCCAGCCUGAGCUCAGACUCCCAGCGCCUGGGUGAGGGCAAGAGGGACGAGGAACCCUGGGGCCCCAUCGGGAAGGACCCCACGCCCUCCAUGCUGGGCCUCUGCGGCUCCCUGGCCUCCAUCCCCAGCUGCAAGUCCCUGGCGAGCUUCAAAUCCAACGAAUGCCUGGUGAGCGACAGCCCUGAGGGCAGCCCAGCACUCAGCCCCAGCUGAGGAGCAGCAAGGGCAAUGCCAGCCCCACCUGCCAGGGGCCAUGGACAACUGCCACCUUUUGAGUCCCCCAACCCAGGCCACCCUUCAAGAACAACACCCAGCUAGCCUCAGGUCCCAGCUAGCCUCGGGUCUCUAGGGAAAGACAACCUGAGCCUCUUUCCUGCUUCAGCUUCCUGCCAAAGAGGCAGGAGCUACAUGGGGAAGUGGUGGGGCCAGGAGGGACACCCAGGUUACAGGUCGUCAGUCCCCUGGGGAAGCCACUCCAUUCUGUGGUCCUGAAGGCUGCCUGGUUCCUUCUGUUCAUCUUCCACACUUGCCUCAGAAGCAGGUGGUCCAGCCCUGGCAUUCCUGCUGCCCUGCCUCUGGUCUAACCCUGUGUACCCUCUGAAGUCACCCUUCCUCGGUACCUAUGCGGGGAGAGAUUAGGCAAAUAAAAACCAGAGGACUGAA
Molecule: messenger RNA, 2071 nt
Organism: Rattus rattus (black rat)
Lineage: Eukaryota; Metazoa; Chordata; Mammalia; Rodentia; Muridae
Gene: Rundc3a
Product: RUN domain containing 3A
Exons: 11
Coding region: 257-1621 (454 amino acids)
Cellular component (GO): cytosol
Source: RefSeq, a predicted model, not a curated record